Molecule: messenger RNA, 1325 nt
Organism: Doryrhamphus excisus (bluestripe pipefish)
Lineage: Eukaryota; Metazoa; Chordata; Actinopteri; Syngnathiformes; Syngnathidae
Gene: mcrip2
Product: MAPK regulated corepressor interacting protein 2
Source: RefSeq, a predicted model, not a curated record
GACGCCGGGUCGGGGAAACACGAUCGUGGUGGAAAUAAAGUGAGCCGUGUCCUUGUGCCCAGUCACACAGCAGCGGAACUGCAAACAGCACCGGUGAUCCAACCGGACAGAGGAGGCAAGGUAUUCCGCCGUUGCGUCGCUGUCCUUGGACGACACGAAGUGCGCUUUAACCCCGUGGGUGGGUGAUCCCCUGCACGUGAAGACACUUUCUCCUUGGAUGACCUACACGCCACGGGGAGAACACCUUGCCGCCGGUUUGGAGGGGCUGGGAGCGCGUUCACGCAGCUGGGCAACAAGUCCACUCCCCCACGUAUAACACUUCGGGUUGACCCUGGUGUUGGCACAUGAUGUACACAAUCACCAGAGGGCCCAGCAAACUAGUUACACAACGGAGGACGACAGGUCCCACGCAACAAAUCGACAGCAAAUUAGCCGAGUUGAAGCUAAAGCCGACAACGUGGCUCACGUCCAAUACUCCACCCCCGAAGAUCGUGUUCAACCGCCUCAAUGGGAAGCGUUACCACAGUGCAUCCACGCAGAAGGCCGACAGCCCAGCUGAGGGAUUCACACCUGCACACGAGGAGAACGUGAAAUUUGUUUAUGAAGCGUGGCAGGAGGUGGAGCAGAAGAUGGGAGAUGGAGACGUUGGGAAGUCGAUGGCCAGCCAAGGACCCAUCCAAUACACCGAGAAGACCCCCAGUACUGCCAUGAAAAACUUUGUCCCCAUCGACUUGGAGGAAUGGUGGGCUCAGCGCUUCCUUGCAAACAUCGCAGGCCUGUCGUGACUGCGUUGAGAUGAGAUGGGGGAAACAUAUCGAUGCUCCACCAGCGUAGGAACCACAAGGGGUCAGGAAGGGGCUCCAGGAUGUGCUCCGUGUGUAGAAUCAUCUGCCCUUCGGUACUUGAUCUGAUGCCUGGAGCUUUAUGCUGCUUUAGGGAAUACCGAGCGCACAAAAAAAAAAAAAAAAGCCCUGAUGAUGUGUUGCUGCAAAAGGCUGCUCUCUCUCUACUUGAAUAACACAUUUGAUUGAAAUUGUGAAAUUAUUUUUUUCCUUAAGAGCUUCCCUCGUUCCUCAAGUGUGCUUCACCGUGUACUCUGGCUCAUCUUUGGAUAUGAAUCUACUGAAGAGCAAAAAUAAAAUGUUUUUCAGAAUUUUGUCACGUUUGGCAUGUUCAUAGUGCCAAAAUGAACAACAACAACAGUGGAACUCAUUAUUCAACCCUAAUUGCAACUUAGUAUUUCUUUGCAUUGUUUACAGACGUUCACUACUACAUAAACCAACAAAGCAAAAACAAUGUAAACUGCUGAAUAUUUUAAUAUUACA